UUACUCCCGUAACAUGUUCUCCAGGGUCCUUUGCGGGCUCUGUACAGACUGUACUCCGUAUGAAACCAGCUAGUUACCAGGAGAUGUUAACCGCCUCAAGACGAUACGAUACUGUAGGGCAAAACGUCGCCACCUCACCGUCAAAGUCUGUCCCCCCGUGUUUGGUAAUGUAAAGCAUCUUACGCCUUUCCCGAUUGAGGCUAGCGCAGAAACUCUUACUCAGCUUCUCGAGGCUUCUUUUGCCAUCCCCAUUCCAAAGAUCAAUAUCAAUAUCAACCUUCAACCUGCGUCUUUGUUUGUCUGUCCAACUCCAUCCUUUUCGCCUUGUAUACCCUCUCUCCUGUUUCUGCCAUAGCGAAACUCCAUCCCUUUAGUAGCUUCCACUCGUUGCUAUUUCUGUUUACGGAAUCCUUUUUUUUUUUUUUUUCUUUUAAAUCGAUAACUAGCUGCUACAAGCGCAACUUCUCUUCUCACAUUACAAACCUCCAUCUACAAUAUAAUAUGUCUGAAGAUUGGGACUCCGUCACCCGUAUUGGAAGCAGAGCCCGCGGUGGAGGCGGCGGUGUCCGGGAGACAGUUGUCAGAGGGCGGUCUGCGUUGAACGCGGCAGCCCGAUCCGGUGCCAUCAUCGGGACAGAGAAGAAAUAUGCUACUGGGAAUGCCGCAUCCAAACCCCGCGUAGAAGGACAACAUCUCACCAAAGUCGACCGAAGCGAUGACAUUAUCCCCCUGCAAUCCGUCGGCGAAGAGGUCGGGAAGGCCAUCAUGCGCCGCCGCAACGAAGAGGGCUUCAAAAUGACACAGAGGGAGCUCGCUGCCAAAUGCAACACAACACCGGCCAUCAUAGCUGACCUGGAACAGAACAAGAAGGGCGCGGAUAAAAAGAUCCUACCGCGGAUCGAGAACGUGCUUAAUAUCAAGCUCACUGGGCGUGAUAUUGGGAAGGAAAAGUUUCCGAAGAGGAAAUGAGGGAUUACUGGAGGGUGAGGCUCUGGGUUCCAUUUUUUUCAAAUGAAGUUUCUCCUUUUGGGCUCUUUUUUUGGUAGGGACGGGAAAGGGAAAAAUGUUAUACGUGCUGUGAAGGAAAUGUUUUAUUUGGGAUUUUUUGAAUUGGGGUUCCAUUUUUUUUUUUUUUUUUUUUUCCGUCUUUGCCGCUCUCUUUUAGCUUGCACUUAUGAUGAUAUACACGGGGCGUGGGCUGGAUUUCGGAGAUGUUAGAAAGAAUGGGAAAUAUGACAAAAAAAAUUCAACGAUGGUUUAUGACCAUAUUCCCCCUUUAUCUUCUCUAUACAAAGUUAAUAAUCCAUGUUAGAGAGCGUUCUUCGAUCUUUCUAUAUACUUCUCAAAUCAGAUGGGGAAAAAAAAGGAAUAGACGCUUGAGGAUAUAGAGGUAUAAAACGGUAAAAUCAAAGCGGUAUGAAUCAGUUUCAGUAAGCACCAGCGAUAUCUCCCUUCUGUAGAGAGAGCGUUUUUGAAACAGGUGCCACAUUCUGCCAAAAU
Blastomyces dermatitidis ER-3 is the source of this 1500-nucleotide messenger RNA. Its product is annotated as transcription factor. Bases 502 to 969 code for a protein of 155 amino acids. The transcript is spliced from 3 exons. NCBI's taxonomy places the organism in Eukaryota, Fungi, Ascomycota, Eurotiomycetes, Onygenales, Ajellomycetaceae. The record is from RefSeq and is a predicted model, not a curated record. Gene Ontology annotation, molecular function: DNA binding. Gene Ontology annotation, cellular component: nucleus.